Molecule: messenger RNA, 3861 nt
Organism: Pelobates cultripes (western spadefoot toad)
Lineage: Eukaryota; Metazoa; Chordata; Amphibia; Anura; Pelobatidae
Source: the annotation of a GenBank genome assembly
AUGGCUUCUGUGCAAGAGAAACUGAUCACCAGCGUUACAGAAGUCAAACCUGCUUCUCCAACAAGCAAGAUCACAAUUGUGGGUGUAGGCCAAGUUGGUAUGGCCUGUGCUGUCAGCAUCCUUCAGAAGGUAUGUUCCAAAUAUAGAUUCAGUGUGUGGAGGAACAAAUGCUAAGCAUGUGACUAGUCUAUGUGCAGUGUGACCUUGAAAACACUAAAGGGAAAGCAAAAAGCUAAGCUGUCAGCUAAUAGCAUAAAAGAUUAUUUUGUGAUUAGUUUAGAAUGGAGAUGUAGUGGUGCAUCAAGCAGAACAGUGGAGCAAUAGCCAUGAAGAAAAAAUAUGGAAUGUUCUACUCAUCCAUUCUGUCUCUUUGCUGAUUGCUCCAUUGCCAGAACUCUUCCACAUUUCUUUUCUUAAAUCUGUUCUAAGUGCUGUUUGUAUCCAGGGCACUUGAGUGGCCAGUGUUGCAGAGCAAUGCAGUGUUCGAAAAAGACAAUCCUAGUUCUAGUCCUUUAUUUUGGUAUGGAGCCCAACAAAAGUACAUUUAAGUUUAAAUGCCCUUUGGAAUGAUCAUUGGUAAAUUAAAUAGUAUAUUAUACAUUCUCUACUUGGGCAGAGGUUGAAAAUAACAUGACAAAAUGUUGUACUGUUGCUACGUUCCAAGUCAAAAUAUAAUGUCUUAUCUACAGCAUUGUGAUUCCUGUUCCUUAUGUGUAACUGUAUGAACUGGUGGUAAGCUCUGGGUCAAAAUUUUAUUGCUGUAAUGGACACUGUCCAUGCACCAUGCAAAACCCUCUGGAUUUUCAGCUUUGCAUGGUUGGAUAAAUGAUGCCCAGGCCCAUAUUUGACACUUAUUUGUCACUGUCGUGGGUGUUUAUUUUUUUGUAGUAAUCAAAAAAAUAUUUGCAUUCAAAUUUCAUGUGCUAUGCUAUUAGCCAAUGCAACGUUGCUUGCUAUUGAGUGUAAAUAUCACACAUUAGAUUCCGGGUAAGUAAUCUGUUAGUCUACAGAUGUGUUAAAAUGAAAACAAAAAACUGUAUUUGAGUAUUAUUUACAAACCAGAGGCUUGCUGAUCUUUUAAUGAAAUUAUCCUGAUUAUAGAAGGGCUGUCAAUCUUCUCUACCUAAAAUAACUUUCUUUUAUAGGAAUUACCAGAUGAGUUGGCAUUGGUUGAUAUAUUGGAAGACAAACUGAGAGGUGAAAUGAUGGAUCUGCUGCAUGGUAGUCUUUUCCUUAAAACACCCAAGAUUGUAGCUGAUAAAGGUAGGUUUGUGGCCCUGGUCAAUGUCUGAUUACUUAGACUUACACUUGCAUAUAACUUGGGUAAAAAAGAUAUUGGAAUGAAACUGGCUGGCAGCUUUCACAGCUCUUAGUAUGCCACAGUUCUGCUCAGAUCAUGAGUUUACUGGCAUUUAUAUUUAUGUUGUUAUAAAGCUUAGUUAAACCACUCACUGGAGCCUUUUCUGUGAUUGCUAAUAUGUACAGCUAUUAUUAGGAAAACUGUAAAAUGCUGCAUAUUAAUAAAGUUGAUAAAUAUUAUAUAAUCAGUUUGCACUUUCAUUCAUAGUGCUGUUUUUUUCCUCCCAGAUUAUUCUGUAACUGCCAACUCUAGAAUUGUAGUGGUAACUGGUGGGGUUCGUCAGCAGGAAGGCGAAAGCCGUCUAAACUUGGUUCAAAGAAACGUCAAUGUCUUCAAAUUCAUUAUUCCUCAAGUUGUGAAAUACAGCCCUGACUGCAUCAUAAUUGUGGUUUCCAAUCCAGGUAUGACUGUUCACUGGCAUGCAUUGAUCUACCUUAAAACUUUCCAAGAACAGUAGUCUGCAGCUGGUCUAAGUAAGAACUUGGUCCAUGUUUUUUAUCUUCAGGAAUGAGGUAAUAGACUUCAUGCUGAACAAACUGGACUUGGGCACAAAAGUGUUUUGAUCCGUCCAGGAUUAACCUGGGAAGUCUCAUUAUUGAGUAAGACACCACAGGUAAAUCCCAGACGGGCCGAUUCAUUUGAAUUUAGAUUAAAAGGAAUUUUGAUGUCUGUUUUAGACUUGUGCAUAAGUGUUUUCCGCUAGUUCAAUCACAAAACUAUUCAACUGAGUCAUCCUCCUGGUAGAUCAACAUCGGCAUUUUUACUUCAUAGCAAAAGUACCCCUAUGUAAAACUUUUUCUUUUUUUCUGUGUAUUGACCUUUUACUCCAGUCCAGGAUAAAGUGACAUUUCUCUCUAUACAGUGGACAUCCUGACCUAUGUUACAUGGAAACUGAGUGGCCUGCCACAAAACCGUAUUAUUGGAAGUGGAACUAAUUUGGAUUCUGCAAGAUUCCGCUAUCUGAUGGCUGAGAAGCUUGGGGUCCAUCCUACUAGCUGCCAUGGCUAUAUUUUGGGCGAGCAUGGAGAUACAAGUGGUAAGAACUGUACCAUAUGUACAAUGUGCAACUUGUGAUCUGUUGUGCUCUUUAUGACCAUUUUUGUUUGUUCUUAUAUUUCAGUGGCAGUCUGGAGCGGUGUUAAUGUUGCUGGUGUAACACUUCAGUCCCUUAACCCUGAGUUAGGCACAGCCCAGGAUAGUGAGAACUGGAAAGAUGUUCACAAGCAAGUAGUUGACAGGUAAUGUAUGCAAAUGUCUCUGCCUGUGAAUAAAAACUUGAGUCAAGAUCAGUACCAGGAAAAAAUACCCACAUUAUUCCAGCAGUACUGCUAUUUUAUAUAUAGACUGCAUGCAGAGCAAACUAGUUAUGCUAGGGUCAACUAGUUAAAACACAUUUUAUGGUACAUAUAAAAGGGACAUUGCUUGAAUUUUUGACAUUUUGUUAUUAUUAUUGCCAUUGUUGUUCUAAAUGCUGUUAACCAAGGACCAUCUAAAAAUCUGGAAGGUUUGUGUUUUUAAUACACUAGAUGCUUAGAGUUGAAUAUUUAGUCCCCAGGCUGUUUAAUUAAUGAACCAAAUACCUGAUCAAUGAAUUUGAGUCCCUGGGUACCUGCUGCCUGGACCCCUGUAAAGGAAUGUCUAAAGCAGUUAUGCUGCACUUGACCCAUUACCAAAUCUCAGCUGGUGCUCUCGGGCUGUCACUGGUUUGGCAUAAGGUGAAAUGUAACUCUGCCUUAGUCAAUCAGUCAGAGGAGCCCAGGCAAGCAUAUGAUGUAUAAACAUGAUCAAAUCUAGACUGUCCAGUUUCUGGCAUUAUAAACAGUCUGUCAGAAAGAAGUGUUUUUCUUUUCAAGAAUUGUACUGCUUUAUAUUGUUAAAAUAGCUUAUCCCACCGCAUUAUCUAACUUCUAGUGCCUAUGAAGUGAUCAAAAUGAAGGGAUACACCAACUGGGCUAUUGGCUUCAGUGUCGCAGAUUUGGCGGAAUCCAUUGUGAAGAACUUGUCAAGAGUCCAUCCUGUGUCUACAAUGGUCAAGGUAUGAAGCUUCAUGUUGCCGGCCUUGUCGCAUGAGUAACAAGUUCUAUGUCAGUCCUACCUGAUUGGGAUGUUCUUGUGGAAUCUUUUGGACAUCUCAUUACUGGUCAACAGUGAGCCUAUUCUGUUUUAAACACAUAGUUGCAUUUGAAUUGAACUACUUUACUAGUAUGAUUUCAACUAGUCAAUUCUGAAUUAACAUUGGUGGAAUUAUACAUAAAACUCUAGUGAGAAGCAGAAAUGAUAUGCAGAUGGAAAAAUAAACAACAGUUACACUGAACUUCUUUAUUUUUGUUUAGGGAAUGUACGGCAUAGAAAAUGAAGUUUUCCUGAGUCUGCCAUGUGUACUCAACUCAAAUGGCCUGGUGUCCGUCAUUAACCAAAAGCUGAAGGAUGAUGAAGUUGCCCAACUGCAGAAGAGUGCAAACAUAUUGUGGUCUAUCCAGAAAGAUUUGAAAGAUCUGUAA